AAGUAUGUGUGUAUAUCAGUGUGGUGUGCAUAAUAAGUGAUUCAACUAAAGUUUUGAGAGAAACGAAUUCCAAGAUUAUUUAUCAGUUAUUUUACGUUAUUGUGCAAAAUGGCAGGAAAACAUUAUUUGAGUGAUACUAAGAAUCCAUUUUUUGAAUUAGAAGAUGACGUAGAUGAUGAAACAUUUUUAAAAAGUGCACCAACAAGGGCACCUAGCUCAUCAUAUAAUUAUGUCAAUAAUUUUGACAAUGAACUUGAAUCUAAACGUCAGCAGUUAUUGCAACGUAGAAAAGAAAUAGAAGAGCGUACUAUUCAUUCAUCGGAGCGAUCUAUUUCUCUUUUGAGAGACUCUGAACAGAUUGGUGCAGCUACAGCAGAGGAAUUAAUUAGACAAAGAGAACAAUUAGAAAGGACAGAAAAGAGGUUGGAUGAUAUUAACAGCGCAUUAAGAUUUAGCCAAAAACACAUUCAAGGUAUAAAGAGUGUCUUUGGUAGUUUAAAAAAUUAUCUCAGUGGAAAAUCCCUGGACACUCCUGUACCGUCUACCAAACUACCAGAAUCUACAAGUUUUGGAUCUACAUCAUCGCCAACUUUAUCUAAUUCCUUAGAUCAAGUUCAAACUAAUAUGGCUAAUAAUCACCCAUCGCUUAAACUUCAAGGUCUUCUAGAUGACGAUGAAGAUCAAAGAAUAAGUUCGUCGAAAAAUAAUAUAACAAAAGUUUUAGAACAAAAUUUAGAUGAAAUGAGUGGGUCUUUGGCACGAUUGAAAGGCUUAGCAAUUGGACUUUCAGAAGAGAUCGAUUCACAAAAUGAUUUAAUUGACAAUAUAACAGAUAAAGCGGAAAGAACAGAUAUUACAUUACAAAAACAGAAUAAAGAUCUUACACAUUUACUAAGAAAGUAAAGAGCUUAUAAGGAAUAAAGCUACGGGGAUAUCUAAAAAAAAGAAUAUCUCUUAACUCCUUUCGGAGUAUACGUAUGUGUAUACAUACACAUAUGGAACAUGAUUCAAUAUAGCUGUCUUUGGUGUGUUCAUAUACAUAGAAAUUUAAACACUAGAAGUGUAGUAGAUUUAAUGUUUAUAAUAUAAACUUACUUGACAUAAAAAGUUUACGAGACAAUUAAAUUAUGUAAAAAUAGUGUCUAAGAGAAUCGUCCAAUGAUUUUUUAACAAUCCUACAUAAAAGUGAAUUAUAAAAUAGAGUUUUUAUAAUGUUUUGUUUUCUUUUCAAGCGUAUUUAAGAGAUCGAUUUUGGAAAUAUUCACAGCAGAUCAUCUAAAUCGUAAAAGAUUAUUCUAAAACAUAUGUAUUACAAUUUAAAUGAUUAAAGUAAAGGAUACAAUAAAAUCAUUUAUAUAUUGAUUGUAAUACAAUAUAGAAAUUGUUAUCUUCAAA
Messenger RNA from Polistes canadensis, 1395 nucleotides. RefSeq names its product synaptosomal-associated protein 29 (gene Snap29). Lineage: Eukaryota; Metazoa; Arthropoda; Insecta; Hymenoptera; Vespidae. The record is from RefSeq and is a predicted model, not a curated record. Gene Ontology annotation, cellular component: SNARE complex; plasma membrane. Bases 109 to 903 code for a protein of 264 amino acids. The transcript has 2 exons. Gene Ontology annotation, molecular function: SNAP receptor activity; syntaxin binding. Gene Ontology annotation, biological process: synaptic vesicle fusion to presynaptic active zone membrane; exocytosis; synaptic vesicle priming.